Thermothielavioides terrestris NRRL 8126 is the source of this 1499-nucleotide messenger RNA. RefSeq lists its product as uncharacterized. The record is from RefSeq and is a predicted model, not a curated record. The coding region runs from base 46 to 1413 and encodes 455 amino acids. Lineage: Eukaryota; Fungi; Ascomycota; Sordariomycetes; Sordariales; Chaetomiaceae. The transcript is spliced from 5 exons.
GCCUAGGAUCCCUCGCUCAACAGCAUCGAGGAACACCGGUUCCGCAUGGAUGAGCUGCCGGACGAGUUUGACAACUUUCUGCAUCGGAGGGGCGCAUUUGAACCGCCCAAGCUGCCCCCGGGAGUCCGCCUACUCAGCGGUGUGCGGUUGAUCCUCCAGCUCAAUGCGAAGCACCCGGAGACCUUCACGGCCCGGUACCUCUCCCUGUCGCAUAAGGCGUACGAGGAGAUGGUCCGGGUCCUGCGCCUGCCGUUCCGCGCCAUCGAGGGCACCAGCGUCGUCGGGCCCUUCUUCUGGUGCGCCUUCGACCAGGACGACGAUGAUCCGCACCUCCAGAUCAUCUACCGCAAGUCGGACGUGCGCAAAAAGGGGCUGACGCGCGGCUGGGAGCUGAUGCUCUCGCACUCGUUCCGGAGCAACAUCACGACGGGGUACGCCAAGGGCACGCCGUCGUCCGACAUGGUGGCGAGCAUCACGCACCUGCGGGCGUGCGCCGCCCAGGUGCUGCACCCGAUGCUGCUGCCCAUCAUCAUCCUGAGCCACGACCUAUCGGUGCGCAACGACCAGAAGCAGCGCGACGCACGCGAGUGGCUGCGCCUGCUCGAGCACGCCGUCAGCAUGCGCAACGAGGUGCUCGAGGAGGAGAGCCGCUACAUCAAGGAGUCCAUGGUCGACCUGGACCAGAUCAACCGCGACCUCGUCGAGUGCCACUCGCAGGUCCUGUGGAAGCGGCCCCAGGCCUACCAGGAGAUCAUCAUGGGCAUGUACCGCGCCAUGGACAAGUUCUGGUCCAAGGCCUGCGACGACCCGGCCUACGGCGGGCCCGGCGGCGACGUCGACAAGCUGCACCGCAGCCUGCUGGCCCGGCUGGACUUCUACUACGCCAAGCUGAAGGGCAUCGAGAACUACGCCCACAUCACGCUGGAGCGGUUAGCCAUCCAGCGGGCGGCGCUGUACAACAUCAUCGCGCAAAAGGAAUCCAAACUCAACCUGCAAAUGGCCGGCGAGCAGCGCCGCCUCGCCCACGCGGCCAAGCGCGACAGCACCUCGAUGAAGAUCCUGUCCCUGCUCGGCGCCAUCUUCCUGCCGGCCACCUACCUGGCCUCCAUCUUCAGCAUGUCCUUUUUCAACUUUAAUAACAACAACAACAACGGCAACAGCAACAGCAACUCCAGCGGUAACAACCAGAUCGUCUCGCCGCUGCUGUGGAUCUACUUCGCCAUCACGGCGCCGCUGACGCUGCUCGUCGUGGUCGCCUGGCGCUGGUGGGACAACCGGCGCGAGCGCCGGCACGCCGCCGAGGACGCCGACCUCGAGGCCGGCAUCGACCGCAUGGAGGCCCAGAUCAUGGCCACCAUGCGCAAGCGCACCAUGAGCAAGGUGCGCACCUGGGACGUGGGGACCGCGUCGUGAUUGUCCCCCCUUGGAACCCGGGGGGGGGGGGGGGGGUCCUACACUACUGUUGGUUUGAAAUUUGAUGCAUUCAUUUGGUUGGGAUA